AACAGAGGAGUCUUUUUGGGGAGGCAGUGAGGGGAAUGAUCUGGGCUUGAUCCCGUGGGUGGGAUCCGCCAGAUCGGACUCCGAUCUGUUACCCAGAAAGUUCCGCCGUGUUUGUUUCUUUUGUCUUCCUGUUUCCGUGACAUGCUUUUGUGAUGUUUAGGGGUGCUAGGUGCGAAGGAACCCAGUGCAUGGGUUCUUUGGGUCCCAGGCGUGGGUUCCUGGUUGUCAUCUUCGGCAAUAAAAAUAAUCCUCGAGAGAAUAAUCCCAUCAGAGGUGGAAGCUGCGGUGGGGUUGUGGGAAGGGGAGCGAGGGGGGAGGAGCGACAGUAGAUGUAGAAGGCAUGGCUAUCUUGCCCUAUUAACGAUGGGUGAGGAGGAAGGGGUUUGGUUGGCUUCGGGAGGAAUUGGGAAUUGUUUUGUCAAUGGUGGCUAAGGGGUGGCUGGCGAUGGUGACAGCUUUUUUUUGACAAGGGCUUGCGUUUCUCAGUGGGAUUGCUUGAAUUGGAUUUUUCAGUGAUUGGAUGGAACCUAGUACGCCUAGGUUCCUUCGAACCAGUGACAAAAAAUUAAAAAAAAUUCUUUUUU
Messenger RNA from Rubroshorea leprosula, 584 nucleotides. NCBI's taxonomy places the organism in Eukaryota, Viridiplantae, Streptophyta, Magnoliopsida, Malvales, Dipterocarpaceae. The record is from the annotation of a GenBank genome assembly.